Molecule: messenger RNA, 283 nt
Organism: Paramecium primaurelia
Lineage: Eukaryota; Ciliophora; Oligohymenophorea; Peniculida; Parameciidae
Source: the annotation of a GenBank genome assembly
AUGUCUUUAAUAUUAAACUAAAUCAAUAAGGAUAAUGUGAAACUUGAAAAAGAUUGUAGUAUAACUAUGGGAGUGUUAAUUAUAUUAGAAAUUAGUGAAAUAAUAAUUUGAUAUUUUAAAAUUAUAGAAGAAUGAUGCAUCUUUAGAAAUAAUAAUGUUAUAAAAAUGGUAAUUGAAACUAAAAAUGUUUUUGAAAAUGGAUGCAAAGUUAAUUAUACAAAUAUUUUGGAUUUUAUUUGAGAUGAUAUAUAUAUAACUAUUCAUAAAAAUAAGGUAUGAUUGA